AAAGAGUUUCACAUCAUUGACACCAACGAUGAUAUUCUAGACAUGGUUAUUGCUUGCUAUGAAAAGUGGAGAAAGAACCCCAGUGCAUUAGCUCCGGAUGUGUUGGUUUCUCGACACCCAAAGGUUGACAAAGGCAAGAACUACAGCCAAAGUUGGGAUGACAAAACAGAUAGGAAUAGAAGACAUGGUCGUUGGCAUAGUCAAAGUCAUAACCAAGGUCAUCAUGGUAAUCAGUCUGAAGACAAAAUGGACUGGAAUAGUAAACAAGGUCGACAUGGUAAUCAGGAUCGGUCUGAAGACAAAAUGGACUGGAGUAGUAAACAAGGUCGACAUGGUAAUCAGGAUCGGUCUGAAGACAAAAUGGACUGGAAUAGUAAACAAGGUCGACAUGGUCAAGGUCAAAAACAAAUUGAUGGUGGUGGUCAAGGUUACACUCACAGUCAUGGUGGUGGUCAAGGUAACACUCAAGGUCAGAAUCAGCAAGGCAGAGGAAGACCACACAACUACAAAUCUUGUUUAUUUGAAGAGAGAACAAAAUCUUUUAUUUUCAGAGGAAAGUUGAAGGUUUUCAUUUAUGGUGCAGAUAUCAUUACCUUGGAUGUUGAUGCCAUUGUGGCAACAGAUGGUGAGGAGCAUAAGGGAACCAUUUCUCAGGCUAUAGAGAAAGCUAAUGGUUCAACGUAUUGGGCAGAGUUCAAAGAUUGGCUCACGAUAAAGAAAGAAGGAGAUGUUAUUUUAGCAAAACCGAACAAACUGAAACAUUUGUGUUGCAUAUAUCACAUCAUCAUGGAGCCCUUUUCAUCCUGCAUUACUCCAUCACAAGAAAAACUUCAUCUUUUGAAAAAUGUUGUGUUAAAAGUCUUGGAACAAGCCAACAAUUUACCAAUGAAGGAAAAGAAGCAAGCACUGAAGAAGAUGGCCAUGUCGAUUCCUGGUGCAGAAUCCCUGGAAAACCCCAUUUACAUUGAGAGAUGUUCUGAGGUCAUGUUUAGUGCCAUUGAUGAGUUCACACGGAGGAAUCAACAGAUCCGUUUGAUGGAGGUUCAUCUGGUAGACAUGAGAGAAGAGGUUGCCAAUGUGUUAAGGCAAACGUUCCACAAACAGGUGAAAAGUCAUUGAAAAAGAAAGCCCCGUCUCCUACCUUGAUGUUAGACCCUAUUUCAAUCACUUUCCUAUCCGAUUAGAUCGGGAGAAUUCUGAUGUUAGCCCUAUAUUAAUCACACUCGCCUCCCUAUAAAGGUCGUACGUCUUCUGAUCUUAGACCCUAUUUUAAAUUACAUCCCAUUCCCUAUUUAGAUCGGGAGAAUUAUGAUGUUAGCCCCUUUUUUAAUCACACUCUCCUACCUAUUUAGGUCGGGAGACUUCUGAUGUUAGACCCUUUUUUGAUGUUGGAAUAAAUUGUCAAUAAAAUGCCAUUGUGCAUAAUUAAUAGGAAAUUAAUCAAAUAAAUUUGAAAGAAAACCUCCUUUUUCAUGUUAACUAUCAAGACAACGACUAUCUUCAUCAAGUUGAUGAUGAACUUGACGCCAAAGGAAUAGAUUUGUAGUUCACUAGAAGACUAACCAAACCCUCUCCUACUGUAAACCUUGUACAUUUAACUCAAUACGAGGGCUGAUUGAUAAGCUGUGAGUCUUGUUUUGAAGAAUUUGAA
Messenger RNA from Pecten maximus, 1651 nucleotides. RefSeq lists its product as uncharacterized. The transcript has 2 exons. The record is from RefSeq and is a predicted model, not a curated record. Lineage: Eukaryota; Metazoa; Mollusca; Bivalvia; Pectinida; Pectinidae. Bases 43 to 1119 code for a protein of 358 amino acids.